Molecule: messenger RNA, 1389 nt
Organism: Microdochium trichocladiopsis
Lineage: Eukaryota; Fungi; Ascomycota; Sordariomycetes; Xylariales; Microdochiaceae
Product: pectate lyase a
Exons: 6
Coding region: 77-1210 (377 amino acids)
Molecular function (GO): pectate lyase activity
Source: RefSeq, a predicted model, not a curated record
GUUUCUUGCAGCCUCUCGUUAUACCGCAGCAACUGACCAAGACGUUGUCGCACUUUCACCAGAACACGCCCCCAAGAUGCACUUCACCGCCAUCCUCGCCGCCACGGCGGCUAUGCUGCUCAGCCCGGCCGCGGCUGCAGGCGUCGUCGGCGCCGCUGAGGGUUUCGCCAAGGGCGUCACCGGUGGUGGCAGCGCCAGCCCUGUGUACCCGGCCUCGACCUCGGAGCUGGUCAAGUACCUGACUGACAGCUCGCCGCGCGUCAUUAUCCUCACCAAGACGUUCGACUUCACCGGAUCUGAGGGAACCGCCUCCGAGACUGGCUGUGCGCCGUGGGGCACCGGCUCUGGCUGCCAGUUGGCCAUCAACAAGGACAACUGGUGCAACAACUACCAGGCCUCGGCGCCCAAGGUCAGCGUGACCUACGACAAGGCCGGCCUCGCGGGCAUCCAGGUCAAGAGCAACAAGAGCAUUGUCGGCCAGGGCACCAGCGGUGUCAUCAAGGGCAAGGGCCUGCGCCUGGCCAACGGCGUGUCCAACGUCAUUAUCCAGAACAUCCACAUUACCGGGCUCAACCCGAAGUAUGUCUGGGGUGGAGAUGCCAUCACCCUAGAUGGAACUGACAUGGUGUGGAUCGACCACGUCAAGACCUCUCAAAUCGGCCGCCAGCACAUUGUCCUCGGCAACGGCGCCUCCAACCGCGUGUCCAUCACCAACUCGGAGAUUGACGGCUCGUCCUCCUGGUCGGCCACCUGCAACGGCCAGCACUACUGGAACCUCUACUUCACGGGCUCCAACGACCUCGUCACCUUCAAGGGCAACUACGUCCACCACUUCUCUGGCCGCGCCCCCAAGGUCGCCGGCAACACGCUCCUCCACUUUGUCAACAACUACAUGUACAGCUCCACCGGCCACGCCUUCGAGGUCGAUGCGGGCGCCAAGGUCCUCGCCGAGGGCAACGUCUUCCAGAACGUCGCCAACCCCGUCGACACUACCAUCGCCGGACAACUCUUCACCUCGCCUGACGCCAACUCCAACGGACAAUGCUCGUCCAGCCUGGGCCGGGCCUGCGUGAUCAACGCGUUCGGCAGCUCCGGCGCCUUCAAGCGCACCGACACGGGCUUCCUCACCAACUUCAAGGGCAAGAACAUUGCCAGCGCGGCGGCUGCGAGCUCCAGCUUCAAGGACAAGGCGGGCGUUGGCAAGAUCUAAGCCAGCCUCGGGGAGUGGCGGUGGCGAGCAGAAAGGGAACGGUUUGGUCAAGCUGUUUUUCCGGCCAGGCUGGAGGUUCUCAAAUUGUGUAAUGCACAUAUCUUUCAAUUCUUAUAUAACAUGACUCUUUGUACAUACUUCUCAGGAUAUUGGCAAUCGUAUCGACAGGGCGAUGAGAC